CAUCUAUUAAUCUGUUAAAAAAACAAUAUCAAACAUUUCUACAAGAACAAUGUUGUUCUACAAUAUUAUUAAUGUUUAAUAAGUUGUUCUAAUAUGAUUGUUAUUAUUGGUUUUGAACAUUAAGUUAGUUUGAGAAAUUUUUUUUUUGAUUUUUUAUUCAUUAUCUGUCUUAUUCAAUAUACCUACUAACUAUUUUAUCUACCUAUUUAAUUAUAUGUUUCAUUUUGUUUUCAGAUAAAAUAUGUCGUCCAGCUCUAGUUGUAACGAUGAAUUGGAUAUGUUGUCAGAAUCGUUCAAUCCGAUUAAAGCUUUGUACAGUAAAAACGUAAAAUUGCCCAGCAAAAAUGCACAGCCACUAGAUAAUAUUUCCAGAUUUGAACUUACUCCUUCUGGAGAAGUUACGAUCAAAUCCAUAAGACCACUUGUAAUUAUUUUUAACGUUGACUUUAGAUAAAUUAUUAUUUUUUAAGUACACAUUUGGAUUUACAGAAAAAAAAUGAAUAUGAUCUUGAACCAGUAAAGCGCGAUUUAAGUAAUGGUAAGUUCUUUAGGAAUAUAUGAAUACUUAUUAGCAUUUAAAACUAUUUAAAUAAAUUUGGUUUGUAAGUGGCUGGAUCAUCUCAAACAACUUUGGUGCAACAAGUUAGAAAACCGCGAAGAACAGUUAUGCACCGUAUGAAAGAAAUCAGUCAUUCUGAUGGGCCAUUAUCUCGUAUUGCGACCUUGUGUCAUCGAAAACAACGUGCCAAAGUCUAUAUACGAUCAGCUGCAUCAGUUCGAGGUUACUGUGAGGGGUAUAUUAUUGCAUAUGACAAACACUGGAAUUUAGUCAUGGACGACGUAUUAGAAGUAUGGACAAGGAAAAACAAAUACAAAUCACUACCUAUUGGUAAGCCACAUAAAAACAACAAAAAUUGAUAUUUUAUUCAAUUUUUGGUGUUUCAUACCCUAUCUACAACCAAACCUAACCUUUUUUUUUGUAGCUAAUACUAUAUUAUUGUAGUAAAUGAAUCCAACAUACUGAAAUUUAUCGUAACAUCCUAUUAUGAACUAUGUUUUGCAGUGAAACAUUAUUUAUAUUAGUGCAGUUGAUUACAAAUUAAACCCAUAUAUUAUGUCAUUUUUAAAUUAUAAAAUCAAAUAUUAUUUAUGUAGGUUAAAAAACCAAUGGUUAUGAAAAUUUAAAUAUUUAAUAGGUUCUUACAUAUAAAUUAGAAAAAUAAUAUAUGUAAGAACAUUCAGUUUGAUGGUGCUGUUGAAAUGUGUAUUAAUUAAUUAGAAAAAUGAAAAUUUAAUUAUAAAUAUAUAAGGGCAGUGAUAUAAAAUGCAUAAAAACUGAACAUUAAUACAAUUGUAAUACAGUCGUGUAAAAUGUUUAUAUUGGAAUUUAUGCAAAAAUUUAAAUGUAUUUAUUCAAAUAUAUGUAUAAUGGACAUUUUAUUUUUAUAAAUACCAAUUUCAUAAUAUUAAUUUUUAAACCAAAACACUUGAGUCAUUUGUAUUUACUUUUAAAAAACAUUAUAAUACACAUGAUGAAUGAACUGAAAUCUUCAAAUCAAAUAAGUUACUAUUGUGCGCAGAAUUUUUUUUUUUAAAAUUCAUAAUAUAUUUGUUUGAAAAAAAAAAUCUAAAAUAGUGACCGCAUACUCAAAUGCACGUUCAGGCAUACAGGUAUUUUUUAUUGUAAAAGAAGAAAUACAAAUUUCCACCAUGCAUACUGUAGUACAACAAAAUUACUACUUUGUGCAGAAGUCAAACUAAAUUCGAAACACUUUAUUAAUGCGCGAGUAAUGUAAAAGAUUCACUGUGAACGUGUUCACAUAAAUUUAUAUCACUGUCCAAUCAAAUGGCUAAAAAAACAAAUUUAUAAAAAUGCUAAUACAACAUACAUGUAAGGUAUUUUGUAUAUAGUGCAUUAUUUAUUAAUAUGUGUAGUACUAUAGGUACUAGUUGCUUCUGUGCUUCUGUCUAUACUAUAGUAGUGCAUUUCAAUUGAGUGUUGACUGUUUAACCUUUUGGUAAUUAAAUCGAACGGGAAACGAAAAUGUAGUACACUUUGAACAUUAUUAUAUUAUUAACAGUGAUGGCGGUACGGCACACAAUUGCACGAAUCGCUAAGUGAAUGAACACAAAAUUCUAAUAUUAAACUACGGUGGGCGAGUUUUUGCAAACUUUUUUUUCUCGUCCUGUAACAAAUAAUAAUUGAAAUGUACACAAGAUAUUAUAUAACAACACACUUCUAACCGGGAUGGAAUGAAAUUCAUCAAUUGUAUCGUUUUACAUAUUUUUUUUUUUUUAGUCAUCGCAAUAAUAAACGUAUACCUAAUUAGUAGGGGUACCUACGUAAUAUUUGUAUACAAAAUUCGUUUGAUAUUAAAUUACAAAAAUAUUUUAAUAUUGUAUUGUUGUAGUGCGGGCCACGGUGGCUUGUGCACAGGAAAAAAACGGUCGACCUAUAGACUAUCGAAAUGUCGAAUAACUUUCAAAGAUAGACCGAUUAGAGAGUAUUUAGAACAUGUUAAAAUUAUCGUGCAAGAAAAGGUAAAUAAUUUGUUGCAAAACGAUUUGAGCUUGAAAUAUUUAAAGGUCAGUGGUAUAUGGGGGGAAAAAAAAAAAAAAAUAAAAAUAAAAUAUAAAUAUUCAUUAGACGGUACGAAACAUCUAUACGGUGAUAAUAAUACCUACUAUUUUUUUUUUUUUUUUUUUUUUCCUGUGCUAUUGAACUGGAAGGCUGUUACACGCCGAAACCCUCCGCUCGUAAUAAUAUUAUGACGCGUGUGGUGCGUGCGCGUGUGCGCGCGCGAAACUCGUUCGUUGCAUUUAUUGUUAUACAACGUCGUUAACAUUGACGAUCAUUGCGAACAGAACAACGCAAUUAAUUAAAAUAAUAAACUAUCGUGCGCGCAAGGUAAAACUGUAUAAGAGCUUCCGGAAAAACUUUGGAAUUUUUUUUUUUUUCUUUCUUUUUCCCGCACAAAGACGGGUCACGAACGCUUAUCCGGGCCGAUCAAAACGGCGGUUUACAUAAUAUUAUUUAUAAUUGUUGUCGUCGGGAAAUCGAACGUUUCGUCGACGCCUAGACGUGCGCGUCGCAAAACGUUACGCCGCGCGCGACCUUUGAAAAGUGAUUAGCGCGAAAAUAAUAAUAAUUUUUAACACGUUUUUUGCCGCGCAGAUUAAAACGAUAAUUCGGCGGUGGCGGCGGCGGCGGCGGCGGCGGCGGCGAGUGAGUCGAGAAAAACCCCCGCCGAAACGUUUCGAAUUAUAAUUGAUUGCGACUGAUUGGCGGCGGCGUAGGUACGCUACCGCCAACCCCGCCUAUACUCUGGUUGUUUUUUUUUUUUCAUUAUUUAUUAUUUUUUAUUCAAAUAUUUUUUUCCGAUUUAAUUUUGGAAUGCCACGUCAGCGAGCGGGAGUUAUUUUUUUCGCCGUCGGAAUCCCGAGUAUAUGGCGCGACGACGUACGCACCCGUAAUAAAUAGUAUACGUGUGUUGUUUUUUUUUUUUCGGUUUAUUAUUAUUAUUCGCACAUUUUUUUUUCAACGCGUACGCCGUUUUUCGAAAAAAAAAAUAAAAUAAAAAAUACAAAAUUUACCGACCUUGACACACAGCGGUACGCGCGUAGGUUACGCGGGGAGGACGAGUGCGGCGCGCGCGAUAUUCUGUCGGUUUAUCAUUUGUUUUUUUUUUUGUUUUUUUUUUUUUUCAAAUAUCGACCGGCUUCGCAAAUGCCCGCGCGAAUUAUCGUCGUCGCGCAAUUAUUAAAUAAUAUCCGAAAAUACAUAAUUUGUUCGCGAAAAAAAAAAAACCCGGAGGUUGACGUCCAUUAUACGAAAUGCGACCUUCCGCCGCCGAACACACCUUGACAAUCAUCGGUCGGGCUGGACAAAUUAUUAUUUAGCGUUUUAACUACGCGGUUCGCAUCCAGUUUGCCAACGACGUGUAGGCGACCUUAAAAAACUACAUUAAGUAUACUUGUGUGUAAUAUUGUUAUAUCACCACUGUCGAUGUUUUUUUUUUCUCCGUGAUGUUUGUCUACGCGUUUUUAUCGCGCGUUAAAACGACGGAUUUUUUCUCUUUGGGAUUCUGAGAUAGGAAUUUUCUGUUAUUGGUUUUACUAUGGGACGCUAGUGCGUGUUUGUUUGUGUGUGUUGUUUUGUUUGCGUCCGCACAAACGAUUUCUCUACCAGAAUAAACCUUUUUAUACCCGAACAAAAACUCUAUGUAGGACAAAUAUAGGAACUGUCUUGUAGAAUCGUUCAACUUGUUGGCGCGUCGGGGAGAUUAUUUAUUGAUUCCACUCGUAGUUUUCCCAAUAAACGAGAAAAACUGGCAAUUUUAUUACCUCGCGUUCGGUGAAAAAAUACGACCGUUAAUACUCCGCGCUCAGAAUCGAUUUUCCCUAUCAAUAGUUUAUCGUCACGUACAGAUAUAAAUUAAAUUAUUUUACAUUAUAUUGUGUUCCCUUCAGCUCUUAAAACAGUGACGCAGCCUUUUUAUCCUUUUCUUCUUUACGGUUAGUAAAAAUGCUCGGACUUUUACACGCCGUACAUUUUCAAAAAUGCAGAUUCUCGCCCCGACUGUACGUACAUUAUUCGAACGAAUGUUCGAAAUCGUAUCUUAUUUUCCCAACUACCCACCCACCCACCCACCCACCCACUACAGUGGCCUACCCGUCAGCAGUAUCAACAUCAUUAACAUUUGUGUGUAUACCACGACAACCGACUAAUUCGUUUUGUCUCUCUAUCCCUCUCUUUCAUAGGUAACGCGAUCAAAUUGGAACCCGAAGUGGAGAAACCGUACACCGUCUUGAGGACGAUUCCGAGACACAAGAUUUGCCAGAGGCUCGUACCCCGACUCAUGGUGCGAGGGGAACAAAUCGUUUUAGUGGCUAAAUGUUUAUGUUGAAAAACGUAUACAAAUAAUAAAUGUUAAACGAUGUUACCUGCAUGUUUUUUUUUCCUCUAUGUUUUAACUUUAAGCUCGGCGAGAAACGACACACGC
Cinara cedri is the source of this 5003-nucleotide messenger RNA. The record is from the annotation of a GenBank genome assembly. NCBI's taxonomy places the organism in Eukaryota, Metazoa, Arthropoda, Insecta, Hemiptera, Aphididae.